AUGCUGACAACCAAGGUCCGCAUCGAGGCAUCCAAGCGUGCUCCGGUGGCCAGGAUUUAUGAAGACAGGGCUGAGCCGGCAUCGCCAACAUCCGAUUUGCGUCUGGACGCUUUGAAGAAAGGAAACUGGCAGGACCAAUGCGAUAAGGCACGGAUUGACCGGCGUGGUGAAGACAAGUUCCUGGCGAACAAGUGGGGGAAUGGGGAGGGACGUGCAAAUUCGAUACUGCGAGUUGGCAUAAGAUGUAGGGUCGACAUUGACCACUGCGCCGCUCAUGCGCUGAGUACAAAAGUUUCUGCCCUGCGGCAGCUCCCCGUUUUUCAGCAAUGCAGAGACUCCAUUGUUCACAAAGUUGCUCAGCAACUACAGACGAGAUUUCUUGAGCCGGGUGAGAUAGUUUGUCGAAGUGGCGAGGAAUUAGACCACGUAUUCCUUCUGGCCUUUGGAUCCGUCCAAGUGUGGUCUGACGGGCAAGAAUCUGCCGAUCUUUGCGACGCAGGAAUCAUUGGCGAUCCUCGGGUUUUGCUUCGGUCAUGUGUGGAGAAUCAGUACAACGUGGUGGCAAAGACCUUCUGCCAGAUGCACAAGCUCACAUCUUCCCAGUUCAGACAAGUUGCUGGCAUCAAGGAUGAUGUCCAAGAUCUCUCCAAAUGUCUGGAACAGUUGAAGAUCCCCUGGCCCACGACGAGGAAACCCUCCUUCCUACGUGCUGCAAAAGCACAGUUACGAGUCGUGCAGUUUGUCAACGCGAUCAGCGCAGGCCGGAAGAAGACUCCAGCUGUUGUUCCUCCACCGCGACCUCCGGAGCCAAAGCCGCAAGAGAAGAAGGACAGCGCCGCGAAGCGAAGGCAAACAGCGAAACUGCAAACGGCGAAGCUGCACGGAAAGCUGAAGGCCAACAAGGCCGUCGCCGCUGAUAGUCGCGAGUCCUUGGGCCCCCCCCUUCGGUCCUUGAGCGAUGCAGGACAAGCUUGA
This is a messenger RNA of Symbiodinium sp. CCMP2592, 975 nucleotides long. NCBI's taxonomy places the organism in Eukaryota, Dinophyceae, Suessiales, Symbiodiniaceae. The record is from the annotation of a GenBank genome assembly.